UUUAUCAGCAGAAUAUAAUGGAUUUGUUUUAACAUCAUUGUAAUUAUAAGUUCGAUUGUUUAGAGUUCGGUAGGUGACAUUAUAAUGAAUGCACGUUCCGGUCACAUGCAAUCGUGCUUGUCUCACGUUAGGUAGAAGUAAAGCGGGGUCGUGAACGCAUCGAGUUUGUUUAUCAUCCGUCUAGAUAAUUCGAACGAAGUAAUAUUAAGCUAUCAAUAAACACUAUAAUAUAUUAUCCCGCCUACGUAGACGUCUUUCGGAAAGAGUCCACUGUUUCGAAUUUCGAUACAUUUAAAAUGGCUGAAUGUAAACUGGAGCUUCGAAUUGCAACGUACAUGUGUCCCACGCAUCCUGUCGAGUUAUACGAGUUAAUAUUGCAGUUGUUGGAGGAAUCAUUAGAUUGCUAUGCGACAUUGCAAUAUGAGAGUCGCAGUCCAGGGCCAAUUCCAGAACGGCCGGAUCCAUUUGAAACAGAUAAAGUCGACAUCGCUUUUAUGACCGCAGCUGCUUAUAUGAAACUGAGAGCGCGCCAAACAAAUAAAUUCGUACAAUUACUACCAGUUACACCUGUGUUCGCUCAUCAGAUGAAUGUUGAGAACAGACCAGGAUAUUUUUCAGAUGUUAUAAUUCACGCUGAUAAAAGGGCACAUAAUGUAAACACGCUGCUUGACCUGCGUGGGUGUACAUUUGCAUACAGCGACGAAAAUUCUUUAAGCGGAAGCAAAAUUGUUCUUAAGACACUUAAGGAGAAAGGCGAGAAUGCGGCGUUUUUUGGGUCAUAUCUAAGGUCUGGCUCACAUUUGGCCUCUGCUCAAAUGGUUUUAUCUAAGCAAGCGGAAUGGGCAGCGGUCGAUUCCACAACUCUACUUUAUUCAAAGAAAUUUAUGCAGGACGGAGGCAAAGAAAUCAUCACAUUAGAAACGUUGGGACGUCUUCCGCCUUAUCCUGUCGUAUGUAACUCAAGAUUAUCAGAUAAUGUUAAAAAUGGUAUAGUGAAAACAUUGCUGAGUUUACCUCAAACAAGAGAGUGGAAGAAUAAAUUUGCAAAGUUCGGAAUAAUUAAAUUUGAUACAAACAACGAAAGUACAUAUGAUGGGCCGGCUGCACAGAUGUGGUCCAUCCAGAAAGAGAAACUCAAUGUUAGAUAUUAUUAGACUCCUGCUAGUCAUUAGUUUAAUAUAUGUUUUGUAUAUUUUAUAUGCUGAUUAUACACCUAAGAAAUAAUAUUAAUAUGAAACAAAACUUCAUUUUAAAAUUAAACAAUUUUUUGUAUAUUUCUAUUAAAUAUGUAAAAUAUAUGCUUGGCUCUU
Molecule: messenger RNA, 1310 nt
Organism: Leptidea sinapis
Lineage: Eukaryota; Metazoa; Arthropoda; Insecta; Lepidoptera; Pieridae
Exons: 5
Coding region: 297-1154 (285 amino acids)
Source: RefSeq, a predicted model, not a curated record